Seriola aureovittata is the source of this 2501-nucleotide messenger RNA. RefSeq names its product retinol dehydrogenase 1 (gene rdh1). The record is from RefSeq and is a predicted model, not a curated record. Lineage: Eukaryota; Metazoa; Chordata; Actinopteri; Carangiformes; Carangidae. The transcript is spliced from 6 exons. Bases 435 to 1454 code for a protein of 339 amino acids.
CACCUCUGUCAACUUGUAAAGCUUUUGUUCUUGAUGGACUUUAGCUCCGCUGUGUCUGUUUGAACUGAAAGUUUGAUCAUUAACGUUCAUUUGUUCUCAAUAUCAAAUACGCAACAGCGUUUUAUCUGUAACCUUUGGGCAGAAUUGUUGUGUUUUCAGAGUUCAGUCACAUUUGAGGUUAAAAAAAAAAAAGGGGGGGGGGUGCAGUUAUCAAAACCUGGGGUCAUGUAAUCUGGUGUAGUCUAUUACACAACCUCAUGCUGUUAUAGCCACAAUGGACCUUGACUCUGCAGACACGCUCAAGUCAGUCCAGAGAAACUUAAGCUUAACGUCACCUGGAGCGUCCAGUGUUGACUGAGAAAGGAUCGCCGCUGCAUUAGCUUAUUUCAUUAUCUUCAUCAAGAAGACACAUCUACAGCUAAAGAAUUGUAGCAAUGGUGUCAACUGACAACCCAAUGACGUAUUUAUUAGAGGUAAUCCUGUCACAUCUGGUCUUAACCUCUGCUUUACUUCUGGCCGCUCUCACUGCCGCCCGCUGGCACAUCAGAGACUCCUACAAGGUGGGAGGCUUCAGCCAGAAGCACGUGCUCGUCACGGGCUGCGACAGUGGCUUCGGGAAUCUGCUCGCCAGACAGCUGGAUCGAAAAGGUUUCCACGUCAUAGCCGCUUGUCUCACGGAGAAAGGUGCGGCAGAUCUGGCAGCGGAGGCCUCCCCCAGACUGAAGACCCUCCUGCUUAAUGUUACAGACAGCGAGAGCAUCGGGAGGGCGGUGGAGUUCGUGAGCGGAGAGGUCGGAGAGCGAGGUCUGUGGGGGCUGGUCAAUAACGCUGGCAGGUCCACGCCCAUCGGCCCGACAGAAUGGAUGCAGUUGGAGGAUUUCACAAAGGUUUUGGAUGUGAAUCUGAUAGGAGUCAUUGAGGUGACUCUCCAGUUCCUGCCGCUGCUGAAGAAAGCCCAGGGCAGGGUGGUAAACGUGGCCAGUAUUCUGGGCAGACUGUCCCUCACUGGUGGAGGAUACUGCCUGUCCAAAUGUGGAGUGGAGGCCUUUUCUGACAGCCUCAGGAGGGACAUGCAGCACUUUGGUAUCAAAGUGAGCAUUAUCGAGCCUGGUUUCUUCAAGACAGGAGUGACUCGGCUGGAUCUCAUUGAAGCCGACCUGAGGAGGCUGUGGACUCGGCUCCCUCAAGAUGUCAAAGCCUCAUAUGGAGCCAAAUACUUUGAAGACUAUGUGAAAGCUCAGGGCUUCUCCAUGGGUAUCUUGUGCAGUCCAGAUAUCUCCAAGGUGACCAGGUGUAUGGAGCACGCGCUGACAGCUUAUUCCCCUCGCACACGUUACGCAGCGGGCUGGGAUGCCAAGCUUUUUUGGAUUCCUCUGUCUUAUAUGCCUUCGUUUGUUACAGACUUUGUUAUCAGCGUGCUUCUUCCUUCACCUAAAGAUGAGAGAAACAUCUAGCAGACAACCACUGCCACUGUAAAACAGUUUGUAUGUUUUUCUGUGUAUAUGUAUGAAAACAUGAAACUGAAACACGUUAUGACAAUAAGUGGUUAAAAAAAAAACCCUGUCCAGACUGUGUUACAAAAUAGGAAAUUUAUUCAUUCAUGUCUCAGCAGCAGCAAUUUAAACCACAUGGGCAAAUUCUGGAUGAUCACAGGUACAGUUUUAUUUGUCCUCAUUAUGAUACAAAAUAAAUCAUUCUGUAAGGUAAAGAAUUUAUUCACCGUGUUUAUAAAACAAGUCUACAUCUUGCAUCCUCAGGUCAUGUUUUGCUCCUCAAUAUAAUCAACUACAUAAAUUUAUUUCCAUGCAAACAGACAUGGGCGCGUUCAAGUAUUGUUCCAAACUAUUUUGGCCAUUAAUCCAAUAUCAUUACUUUAAGAAAUGAUCAUGUUGAUUCAAAGUCACAAAGUCAGGGAACGUAGGUAGAGGUUAAGUAUGGUAAGUAUGCUUUGCACACGUAUUUUAGCUUGCGCAUCUGUUUAUACUGGAGCACACGUGAGUUAAAAUCCAAUUUCUUAUAUCUUGCUUUAAUUUCUCAGCCCUGAAAUGAGGUAUAUAAACAUGAAAGAUGAAGUAAAUACAUCUUCAGUUUUGUUCAGUGGCAAAAAAUGUCAUUAUCCAACACAUUUCUCUAAUACCCUUUGAUCAUACAAGUACUGUACAUUCAGAAUGCAGCCCACCUUUUACAUGUGUUACUGUGUUUAUGUUGAACUAUUCAUAGGAUCUAUUUCAAAGAUAUUUUCUGACAAAAUCUUACUGUUCAAAUUUACAAAUAUACAACAUAUUUAUUAACAUUUCUAUCAGCAGCUUCAGUGCAAAGAUAUACAUAUUGUACAUCAGAAUAAAGAAAAAAACAUUAACACAAGAAUUGGCGUAAGAAAUGUCAGAAGGCAUAGUCACAGAAGACUUUUCUCUUCAUUCUGUAGAAAUGUAUUUCUCUUUUCUAAAACAAUUUGAGUUUUGUACACAGGCUGCAUAAAAAAAUAAAUUCUGUGCAAAGUG